Xyrichtys novacula (pearly razorfish) is the source of this 11313-nucleotide messenger RNA. The record is from the annotation of a GenBank genome assembly. Lineage: Eukaryota; Metazoa; Chordata; Actinopteri; Labriformes; Labridae.
GAGGAAGAAAGAAAAGGAGGGAGACGAAUUACAUAUCUUGUUAACUUCAUCAUGUGUGUUUACUAGAUAUUUAUUUCAAUUUAAUUAAAUGCUGUUUCAACUGUGUUAAUCUGGUUAGGUUGAGUGUCUAAAAGCGUGCCAAAGGCGCUCUUCAGAUCAGAUAUAGAUCAGAAUAUAUAGAUCUAAAUGUAUGUGCUGACUCAGAUUUUUUGUUGUUGUUGUUUAUCUAUUGCACUGAAAUGUGCCUGACACUGUGGAAACCUGCCGGUGAGGCAUUGGUGACGUAUGCCGAUACGCUGCCAGUCUACCAAAAUACCACUAGACUAGCUGCGCUCCGCCUGCGCUGAAAGCUGACCAGGUUUGAUACGGCGAGAUUUCGGCGCACUUUACACGCCAGAGGCGAGCACGAAAAUGUCACUGCGCCAGCUGAUUCUGUCGACACCUCCCCCUGCCACGCCACCACGCCCUGCUUGGCGGACCUUGGUGCGCCUCAGUCCACGAAAAUACCAAACUGGCUGUACACCAGGCUCCGCCAGACGUUAUUGUGGCAACAGAUGAACACAGAACGUGUUUUGGUCGACAUUAUCCAUCUUGUAACCGAAAUAAUUCAAGAUAACUGACUUUCCUUUUCUUUUUGGCAACAAAUCUUCAUCUUCUGUGGUUUUCUCUGUUUGUUGCUCAGUUUGCGAUCGUUGUUUUUGUUGUCAACGGGGUUGUGCCGAGAAACCCAUGUCCUCCGAGAAAUGCAUGCACCUCACAAAACGCGCACUGCUUAUAGUAGAGUGGUCCACGGAAAUGUACAAUUUAAAACCCAUACUUAUUUGUUGGGCUAAACAGUGAUGAAGAAUGUUCCGAAAGUAAUUCUCAGCGGACAGGCGUCUCACUCCAUGUGCAGAACAUGUGCAGGGGUGGGUUUCCUCCUCUCUGAUUUUGAUUGACAGCUGGCAGGGUAGUCUGAUUGGCAACUGAGAACUGAGUCUGAUUGGCAACUGAGUAAAGAAAGGUGAAUGGUGGAUCGCUGCACAGCACAUGCAGAGUCACAUGCAGUGUGUCUCAGUCGGCUACCCUUGAAAUUAACUGAGUUCAUUCACCUCCGACAUCGCAGGCUCUGCAAUGUGACUAUCGCACACACGUACAUCGCGAUGACGAUGCUGAAACGAUAUAUCGUGCAGGCCUAGUAGAAAUGUUAUUAUUGGUUGCACCACAUGAUUGGUGGUUGCGCCAAAUGAGUUGAAGACCUUGUAUCAUUAAAAAUCAAUUUAAAGAGACCUAUGAACAAUUAAUUUCAUGCAAAUUUUAUAUUCAAACUAAAUUUUAUUAACAUUUCGAACAUGAACACAAACAUUUUAUUUCCCUUUUUGACAUGAAAUUAACUCUGUGUGUGUUUGUGUCUGUGGUCCAGAGGCCUGCACUACGAAGCUGGAUUAACACAACCAGGAUAACUCUGCGACAACUCGAUCAAUUUCACCAGAUCUCCGUAAUCCCGAUCUGCUGUACUACGAGGCAGGAUAUCAACUAGCUAACUAAAUUCAGUUAUGGUCAGUCUAGAUCUGUGCGCGCACACGUAAAGGGGGCGGGGUCAGUGCCACCAGACCACUCUCAACAAUGGACAAGGCUGCACGUCAUAUUUCACAGCCGAGGAACAGAGCAUUAUUUUACACAAAUACGAGGAGUACUGCAACACUAUAACAGUGAGGAGCAGGACAGCCGCAGCUGCUAAAAGCCGCAGGGACUGCUGGCAAAAAAAUCAUCGAUUGUGUCAAUUACAUUUGUAUGUUCAUAAAUUUAUGGCCCCCUUAUAUGUUGUCAUGCAGCGUGUGUGAUAACCUCCUGUUGACCUCAUUAUUUCAGAUACAACAGUAGUAGGAAAAGAGUACGUGGGAGCAAAUAAAAAUAAAUCUAAAAACAUCCGUCAAAGUGGUUAGCUGGUUUACUGGAAGAUUUAAUUUGUACACAUUUCAACACGUAAACAGUGAUUUCCUCACACUGCCUUUUUUUCUUUUUUCUCCAUCAUCGAAUGGUCACAUGUCAUCUGUAGACACAUUUGGGGUUAAGAGGAGUUUUCUAAUCUGCUUCAAUAAAUUCUGAAUGAUCAGAAUCAGAAUGCCUUUUAUUGUCAUUAUAAGCAGUACAAUGAAAUUAAAGUCACCCAUAUCAGUGCAAGACAUUGGAAAAAAGAUAGACAAAAAUAUAGAAAAUAUGAAACGAGAUUAAUAUGAAGUAUGACUGAUAUGCUGCAUGAAAUUGGAACUUGGAGCUUGGCAAAUGUUAUUUGUUAUUUGUGGAAAUAACUUUAAUUAAUUGGGGUUUUUUUGAGGACAUACCACAUGACAUCCAAAAGUGGCAACGCCAUUUCAGCAGUUGAAAAGGUCUUUUUUUUUUAAAGAAAUGAGAGAGCCACCAACCCUCUUUCUGAUUCCAUAGCUCUAUGACAAAAUCGUGAUCGAUGCAACUUCCUGACCUAGAGUAAAUGCUGCUGUACAUCUGCCACAAAGGUUAGCUAUUUGCAAAUGUGCCGCCCACACUUCCGGAACAGACCCCCUCUCGCUGGUAAACGCAUUUGCAGAUAAAACAGCCAAGGCUGCAGCUGAGGGAGAGAUCUCAGUCUGCACCUUGGAGUAUACUGACGCACUUUCUGGUGACGUUCUUAAAACAAUGCAACAACAGAGCCCAAAAACUGAAAUUGAACUCUGGGCUAAACAAGACGCACAUUUGCAAAAUGGCAUCUAUAUAUGACCUGAAGGGAAACCUAUCCUUCCAAAGAAUCUUUUUAAAUGGGGAGCAAUAUUGAGCGAUGGUCCCACACAUGUCUCAACAGGAGGGAUGGUAGGACAGAUACAAUAACAUUUUCCUACUUAUGGAUUUAACUCUUAUUCAAAAAUUUUUUGCAGAGCAUGUUUAACAUGCGCCAAACACAAUCCUCAGGGAAAUCUCAGAAUGAAAACACGUUGUUUCCCUGAACCAAAAUAUCCCUUCCAGGUCAUACACAUGGACUUUAUCGAACUGAGCCCAAGUGAAGGAAAAAGAUACUGUCUUGUGAUAACAGAUGCAUUUUCCAAAUGGGUAGAGCUUUUCCUGACUAAAACACCAGAUGCAUUGACAGUUGCUAAAGCACUUUGUAAAGACAUCAUACCUCAGUAUGGUAUCCCAGAAAUAAUUCGUAGCGACAAUGGCACUCAUUUUGCGAACCAAAUCCUUAAAAAAAUAGGACAAAUGUUCCAUAAACCUUAAACAUCAUUGUGCAUAUCACCCUCAAAGUGCAGGCUUAGUAGAACGAAUGAAUAGAACUUUAAAAAAUAGACUAAAAAAAUGUAUGGAAGAAAGAAACAGACCAUGGACACAGUGUCUUGAUCUCGUAGAACUUUACAUCAAUAUAACAAGCACUAGUGGAUUGACUCCUUAUGAGACCUUAUUUGGCAGAACAUACAGGCUGCCCCAGUUUAAGAACCAAUGGGAAACAGAUGACGACAGCACACUUGCAGACUAUAUGAGAAAGAUAUUAGAAAAACAAAAACCAGUAUACUGACAAUCAUCCCGCUGAUUCUCAACAGGAGACUCAGCCACUGAAGCCUGGAGACUGGGUGCUAAUAAGAAGUGUUAAAAGAAAGCAUUGGCAUUCACCUAAGUGGGAAGGUCCAUACCAGGUACUGUUGACAACCCCCACUGCUGUUAAGAUAGCAGAAAGAUCAGCCUGGGUCCACUUGACACACUGCAAACAGGUCAUUUCAGUCGAAACUCCGAUAGGGGUGGUGAGCCAAAGUCUGAUAAUAGGGUGGAUUCAGAUGUUUAGAGUCUGGAUUAGGCCUGGGCGAUUUGGCAAAAAACAUGAUCACGACUUAUUUUGUCAUAUCGUCCGAUCUCGAUUAAUAUCACGAUUUUUUUUUAAAGCGCCAGUUUUAAAGUAUCUGUACUAAAAACUAAAAAAACUAGAGAUUAGUUCAACAUUUUAUUAACAUAUAAAGUAAAUAACAAAGCAAACUGAAUAAGAUACACUUAGAAAAAUUUAAAAAAACAUUUUAACUCAACAGUGCUACAUGUUCUACAUGCUCUCCCGUAUGAGGCUCUCUGAACAUCUGUGCAUGAAAUACAGCACUCUUUUAUCCGAGACUGCCCUGAACGCAUCACUCUCGCAUAUCUCGCAUUUGUUUCUUUUCAUUGAAGUGUUCAUUUUCCAAUAAACACUUCUUUAAUAUAGUUUCAGGGCUCUCAAGUUUUGAACUAAGCUUAGAGUGAGAUUUCUUUGGGGGGGUGUAGAGUGAUUGAUGAUAAUUAUUAGUAUAAUAAUCUCUUAAAUACAACAGAGUGUGAGGGCCACAUUAAGAAAAAAAAAUUAAAAUUUUAGACAACAAAGUUAUUAUUUAGGAGAAUAAAGUCAUUGAUUUAUAAGAAUUAAGUCGUAAAGUUACCUGUGGUGUGGAGGAGAGUUGUUAAAAUCAGCACUGUGGAGCAUUUAGAUGAAUUGUACUUUAGUAUAGGUUUCACAAACAUGGAGAUACUUAAUCCUUUGGUACAUGAGCGUUACACUGUCAUGAGUAUCAGAACUUUAAAAAAAAUAUAUGAGAAAUGCUGCUUUUGUGGAGGGGAAAAUGGCUGAAAAUGGCUGUACAGAGGCUAAAUUCAUCAAUACAGCUGUCAAUAGCAAUAGCAUAGGGUUUCAGUUUAUUAUAUGAGUUUAUAUGCCAUGAGGUGUUGAGGUCUCUGCAUGUGUAGGUUACUGACUUACUGUAAUCAUCGGGUCUAUCUCGUCCUUUUAAAAACCUGCUCUAUUUCUACCCGGAUACAGACAUGCUGCUUUUUGAUUGGCUGUUCAGUAGAUAUACUUUAUUUGAUUGGCUUGCGCCUGGCACGCAGCUUCUGAACUCUCGGAGAAACACAGUUGAUUUCUACCUGUUCCAUUGUUAAAGAGGGGCAACGUGGUGGACAUCACCAUGUUCAUUUAAAUGCGUGAGAAAUACGAUGUGUGGCGUGUGAGCGUGUGAACAGGUGGGAAUGCAUGUGUCACACGCUGAAUGCGUGAGACUUGAGAGCCCUGUAGUUUACAGCUGAAACCGACCUGAAUCGUCCCAAACUGUAAAGUAAAAGUGUCAAUCCACUGUCUGUAAGGCUCAGCAGAAACAAAGGACAAUCUCCGGUUGUCUGGAAACUUUGAGCAAAUAUAGUGAUCUGAUUCAUGAAUGAAUGCGGACUAUGCUACGAGAAAUUCCCGGGAGAAAUGAUAAUACCGGGAGUGGGCGGGAGAUACGUCUGAAUAGGCCUGUCGCGAUAAUCAAUAAAUCGCCUUAUCCCUCGGUAAAUAAAAACGAGGUCGGUCAUUUUGCCAGCCUCGAUAAUUGACGUGCGUUUGUUUUCCUCCUCUCUCGCUACCAAACACGCUGGAUGAGAGAAGAGGUCUCACUCUGUGCAUUGUUCUCUGCACCUGGGGGCGUUGGCUCUAUAGCGGAAUGAACGGAGUUAGUGAACCCUCCUGUCAGUCAUUCAGUGUCUUUGUCACGAGGGGGCUGGCGCGCACAGUCAGGCACACAGACACAGACUUUUGGAUACAGUGCUGCAAGUGAGCGUCGUGAGUGAAAAGCAAGCAAACAGAAUGAACACGACAGCGCUGGUGUCUAAACCGAACGCAACAGCCCAGGUGUGGGAAUAUUUCGGCUUUAAACCAGUUUUGUUUUCGUCAACCACAAAACUCAUGUGUGUGUGUGUGCGCGCGCGUGUGUGUCUGUGUGUUGGAGGAGCACAGCAGGCUGAUGAGAGCUGUCAGAGCGGACUGAAGCUGCUCCUGUAUGUUGAGCGUUUGACUGACUGAGUUUUGCAAGUCUGUUUGUCAUUUUCGUCUCGUCCCAUCAACGUAAACGCACUUUCGUCUCGUCACAUUUUAGUCAUCUCCGACUUAUGUUUAGCUCGUCAACGUUACGUAUUCGUCGUGGAAGAAAGGGAAAUAUUUUAGUCAACGAAAACAACCAGUGUUGUUCUCGUUGACGAAAAUAUUUACCUUUUUUGACGCUGGCGUUGACGAAAAUAUUUGACGAAAUAUGACGAAAACAACACUGCUUUAAACCAAAUGAAAGAGGUGAGCCCACAAAUACAGACGAGCCGAUAUGUCGUAUUUGUUCCAAAGUUGUGGUGACAAAGAAUCAAUCAAUCAAUCAAUCAAUCAACUUUAUUUAUAUAGCACAUUUAAAAUAACCACAAGGGUAGCCAAAGUGCUGUACAGUGACAUAAAAACAAAUAAAACAAUCAAAAAACAAGAUAACGCAAGCAGAAAUACAAUAACGCAAAAGAAUAAAUAAGUGUAUAAAUAAGGAGGCUCACGGCAAGUGCUAAGAUGAUAAAAAAAAACAAAUUAACACUACAAUGUACUAAAAGCCAAUGAGUAAAAGUGCGUUUUUAAAAGGGAUUUAAAAACAGGAAAUGAGGAGGCCUGUCUAAUUUUCAAGGGCAACUCAUUCCAGAGCUUAGGGGCAGCAGCAGCAAACGCUCUGUCCCCUCUGAGCUUCAGCCUAGUACUGGGGACCGUCAGUAAAAGCUGAUCAGCUGAUCUUAGGGGUCGGGGUGGGCAAUGAGGCUGGAGCAUCUCCGAAAUAUAGGGUGGAGCAAGGUUGUUCAGGCCCUUAAAAACAAAUACUAAAAGCUUAAAAUGAAUUCUGUACUGAACAGGGAGCCAGUGUAAGGACGCCAGGAUGGGGGUGAUGUGCUCACGCCUGCGGGUCUGUGUCAGGAGACGUGCAGCAGAGUUCUGCACAAGCUGCAGGCGGGCAAGGGAAGCCUGGCUAAUCCCUACGUACAAGGAGUUGCAGUAAUCAAGACGGGUAGUUAUAAAAGCAUGGAUUAAUUUUUCCAGGUCAGGUCUUGAUAAAAUGGGCUUCACCUUCGCUAUUUGACGUAGCUGAUAAAAACUUUUUUGUACCACCCCGCUGAUCUGCUUCUCAAAUUUAAAAUCAGGGUCAAAUUUAACUCCCAGAUUAGUGAUGACCUCUUUUAGGUAGGGUGAGAGGGAGCCUAGGUCGAUGUUGGGGGGGUGGCCGCCACUUGGUCCAAACAUCAUUACCUCGGUCUUGUUCUCAUUUAGACUGAGGAAGUUAAAAGAAAGCCAGGCUUUAAUGUCCUUAAGGCAGUCAGUGAGUUGUUGGACUGAGUUGGAGUUGUUCUGUGCCAGUGGAAGAUAGAUCUGACAAUCAUCAGCAUAAAAAUGAAAGGAGAUGCCGUGUUUCCUAAAAACAGAACCAAGGGGGAGUAAAUAAAAGGCAAAUAAAAGAGGGCCGAGGAUUGAGCCCUGAGGGACCCCAUGUGGAAGAGGAGCUGUUGAGGAUGCAGAGUUUUCAAUUUGAACACAGAAACUUCUGUCCGUUAAAUAAGACCGGAACCAGUCCAGGGCAACACUCUUAAUGCCCACACAGUGCUCCAGGCGAGAGAUUAAAAUGCUGUGGUCAACAGUGUCAAAUGCAGCAGACAGAUCUAGGAGCACAAGGACAACAAACUUUCCAGAGUCUGUUGUCAGUAGAAUGUCGUUUGAAACCUUUAAAAGUGCUGACUCUGUGCUGUGGAGAGCUUUAAAACCGGACUGGAACAACUCUGUGAUACCAUUGUCUUCCAAGAAUGGUAACAACUGGUUGUAGACAACCUUCUCUAGAAUCUUGGAAAGAUAUGGAAGAUUUGAGAUGGGCCUGAAAUUGGCACAGAGGGAUGGGUCAAGGCCAGUUUUUUUGAGUAGAGGUCGUACCACAGCAUGUUUAAAAUCCGUAGGUACUGUACCGGAUGAGAGGCUACAAUUUACAAUAUUAAGGACACUUGGUCCAAUAGUAGCAAGUACCUCUUUAAACAAGCGAGGUGGGAUGGCAUCAGCAGGGGAGCCAGAAGGCUUCAUAUGGCCGACUAUGUCCUUUAAAAUAGAGAGGGACACAGACUCAAAUUUAGAGAAGACAGAUGAGGGGUGCAGAGGGGCUGAAGGGUCAUACGAUGGCUGAGAGAUACAGGCUCUGGUUGACAUAAUUUUAUCAGUGAAGAAGUGGAGGAAUUUUUCACAGAUUUCAGUGGAGGCAUCAAAACCAAGAGACUUGGGAGCCUCAAGGACAGUGUUUAUGGUUUUGAACAGAGCUCUGGGGUUGUUACAGUUAAAAGCAAUCAAUUCAGAGAAAUAUUUAUUCUUCUCAGCUUUCACAAUCCUCUGAUAAUUCCUCAGACUAUCUUUAAGGAUGCCAAGAGACACGUGCAGACUGUCCUUUUUCCACCUGCGCUCCGCCCUCCUGCACUCACGCCUGGCUGCACGAGUGACGUCGUUCAACCAGGGCUCGGGUGUAGGUUUGGUGCGCCGGGUCUUCAGAGGAGCGAUCGUGUCCAGUGUUUGUAUACAGGUGGGGGUUUGUAUACACACACAGGGGCUGCAGAGUCAUCCUCGCAGAGACCAACGAAGGUAGAUGAGAACAGAGCAGGCGAGGAGGAGUUAAACAUGCGACGCGGUUUAGGUGGAGCGCGCAAUUUAACCGGACACUGAGUGGGGAUGUCAAAUAAAAUCGGCAUAUGAUCCGAGAAAACAGCGUCACAAAUGACAAGGUUAGACACACACAGACCAUGCGAGAGCACCAAGUCUAGUGUGUGCCCGAGAUUAUGUGUAGAACCGGACACAGACUGCACGAAGUUAAAAGAGUCAAGGAGAUUUAAAAAGCUCCUGGAGACCGGCUCUUCAGGGCAACAAGUGUGGAUAUUAAAAUCACCAACAAUAAGGACACGGUCGUAUUUCGGCAGAAUUUCGGCCAGAAAUUCAGAAAAGUCACUUAUAAAAUCCUUAUUGUACUUGGGUGGUCGAUAGAUGACGGCGCACAGGACAACAUGAGAGCAGCCCAGUUCAAACAAGCACAUUUCGAAACUUGUGAAUGAGAAAUGCAGGCUGAUCUGCCGGCAUUUAAAGUCGCUUUUAAAAAUAACUGCUAUUCCACCUCCUUUUCGACCAGACGACCGCGGGGAAUUAAAAUACCAGCAAUCCGGCGGGCAGAGUUCAAUAAGAGGACUGGACUCACCGGUACUCAGCCAUGUCUCCGUCACACAGAGAAAAUCCAAUCCACGGGACAUGAAGAAAUCCUUCAGGAUAAAAGUUUUGUUUGCCAGUGAUCUGGCAUUGACUAGGCCGAACCUGGCAGAGAUCGGCACAUCCGAGGCAUCAGCUGAUCGCGGAGCCCGACACAGGGCCCGUAGAUGGCGAGGAUUCACCCCACGCCGGCGGGGACGAGGAGAGCAGGGGCCGCGGGGACGGACCAUCCCAUCCGAACCGACGACCGGUACCAGCCAGGAGUCGACAGGGUGCAGCGAUCGCAGAUGAGGAAAGAGACCAGAUCCCACUCCAUUUCUCCUCAGGGAAACCACGGAAGAUCGAGCCAAGAGAGAUUUAACUUUCACCAGGCGGCCGCUGCGUUUGCCACGGCGGCGCCGGCGUUUACGCCGUGGAAAUGGAGCGAAAGUGCAGCAAAGGUGAGCAGGUAUACCGGAGGGGUGAAACGGCUUAAACGUCGUGUGACCACAGUGAUCAUGAUCUACUUUCACCAAAUCCUUGGCAGAGGGGCGAAGAUCCAGCAGUGUUUGGUGGUCAUACACAUACAGUGAGCUUACUUUACUGAUAACGAAAGACACAAACAGCACAAACAGGAACAGCGCUGACAGCGAGAGACGGCAGGCCACACACACCGGCGCCAUCUUGGUUUGACUAAAGAAGGGGAAUACGACGAACAUGCAUGUGCACCUCAAGCACAACCAUCCCCUCCAUUUUUCUCAACUGAGCAAAAAAAGUACCGCCGGAGGUGCUGCGGAGCCAUCGUCCCGACAGGUACCGCUUACCGAAGCGUUUGGUAAGCAAAGCAAAAACAAAACAAAACAGCGCAAAAUGGUGCGCGCUGACAGACAGUGGAAAUUAAAGUUUAUCACUUUUGACAAGGUGUACUCGCAUUAUUAUGCCAUAUAAUAUCAUUAUGUAUAAUUUAAAAAACGGUGUCAAUAAUAUCGUUUAUCAGCGAUAAUUUGUAGCACAAUUAUCGUCCAGCAAAAUUUGUUAUCGUGACAGGCCUACGUCUGAAAUAGGGGAGAGUCCCGGGGAAAAUGGGAGUGUUGGCAGGUAUGGAUAUGACUGAUUGCUGCUUUGGUCUGGUGGCUGCACCGCUAGUUGAGUCUAAACUGCUAAUGCUACUCGUACCGUCAGCAGUGACAGGCUGUACAGACUCCGCUCGCAUUUUCAUGCUUCCCGCAUAAUCACUCGAGGAGAAAAGAUUUGUUAUGUUGCCAGUUUAUCGGCUUAAUUGCUCGACGUCACUUUGGAGAGACGUUGAAUAACUCCUCAACUAUAACAUCUUCUGAGGAUGACCCAAAGUCACAGCUGACAUCUGUUUUGCUGCCCUCAGCUCUGCGUUUAGCUCCAUGUUCGGUCAUUCUGCUCACUUCCGUAUUCAAACCCAUAUGUAUGGGAGCGGACACGGAUGAGGGAUUUCUGGGGGAGGAUUGUUAAUGAGGAAUUCAUGGACGAAUUGUGGAUUCAAAACUUCAGAAAAAUACAAAUACAAUUCAAAACCUCAGAAAUAACUCUGUCUCCUCCCCCGUCCAUACAUACAUUUCGCUUGAAAUGAACUGGUCACUUGACCCGCUACGUCACGUCCGGUGACAGAGAAUUGCAAGAAUAGUGUUUCCAUUACACUUUUGCGAUAUACUUAUAUAUCGACACGUCUGAAAAACCACCUCAUGAGAGCGUAAAAACUUUUUAGCGAUAUUUGAGAGUUUUUUCUGAAAUUUAGGUGUUUCCAUUACCAGUUUUCUAUUGCUAUAUUUAGGUUUUGCGCAAAUCUAUGGGUAAUGGAAACGCAGUUAAUGUAUCAUUGAAGAAUUUAUUGUGUGCAAAAUAAUAAUUCUUCAUGGAACAUAUAGUGCAAUGUCACCAUAUUGAAACAAUGUUUGACUUAUUCAAGAAGUCAAAGUGCAAACACUUUAUUACAGUUAACCUUAAUUAUAUAACCUCCUUAAAAUAUUACAAACUAAAACAUCACAUCCUAUUGUAAAUCAGUAAACAUGAGUCUUCCAGGUUUGGCCUUGCAAAAAACAAACCAAAAGAAAAGACUUACUUCUCUGGCAAGUUGCACCCCCUGUUGGCAAAUCCUAAAACUGCCUAUGGAACCAGAGAGGACAUAAUCACACACCCCUCUUUGUUUUACUAAGUACUUGUGUCCAGAGCUGUGUAAAACUGAAAGCCUCGCUGCAGCAUAGUGUAGUAUAACGCUCUUGUUAACAACCCAUAGCUGGUAGUCUGCUGUGUUUUGUAACUUGUCCCAUAGCUCAGCUGCCAAGCUG